AUGAGGUCAGAGGGAGGAACAAGCACUUUCAUAAUCCGAUGGAUAAAUUUUCUUACAAUAUUAUUAGCUGUUGGAGUCAUAGGUUUCGGAGUGUGGAUGGGCAGUCAUCAAGAUAACUGUAGGAAAACACUCACGCUGCCGGUUAUAGGCUUCGGAACUGUAAUCUUUGUGGUAUCUGUCAUUGGGUUUCUUGGCGCGUUGAAGAACAACUUGAUCUUGUUAUGGAUGUACCUUAUCUUGCUUUGCCUCAUACUGGUAGCAAUUUUGGUCUUCACGGUUUUGGCGUUUAUAGUAACAAAUAAUGGCUCGGGUCAUAAUGUGACUGGUCUGAGGUAUAAAGAGUAUCAACUUCAUGAUUACAGUUCCUGGUUCUUGAAUCAACUUAACAACACUGAGAAUUGGGAGCAUUUGAAGAGUUGCCUCGUCAAGUCUGAGGACUGCAACAAUCUUGCGAUAAAAUACAAGACUCUGAAGCAAUAUAAAAUGGCAAAAUUAAGCCCCAUAGAAGCCGGUUGCUGCAGACCGCCAUCCGAGUGUGGAUAUCCAGCCGUGAAUGCCUCAUACUUUGACUUAAGCUUCCACCCGAUCAGCUCAAACAAAGACUGCAGACUUUACAAAAACUCAAAGGCUGUCAAGUGCUAUAAUUGUGAUUCGUGCAAGGCUGGAGUCGCGCAGUACAUGAAAAUCGAGUGGCGGGUUGUUGCAAUCUUCAACGUUAUCCUCUUUGUUGUCCUGGUAUUUUUUGUCCCCAUCUCUUAG
This is a messenger RNA of Striga hermonthica, 759 nucleotides long. Lineage: Eukaryota; Viridiplantae; Streptophyta; Magnoliopsida; Lamiales; Orobanchaceae. The record is from the annotation of a GenBank genome assembly.